CAUGACUGUAUACUUGCUUCUACGCCAUUUUGGAAGAAGAGAUUUGCCUAGGAGUAAUUGGCGUUCCUGAAUUUUCUUAUAUUUCGGCGUUGUGCGUUUUUCUUUAGGUGAGGUAUUGUGUCAAGAAUGGGCGAAGAUUUUAACGGAGAUCGUGAUAGACAAGAUCGGGAUAAAGACAGAGAUCGAGAUAGGGAUCGCGACAGGCGGCAUCGAUCACGCAGUCGAGAUCGUAGAAAGCGAUCUCGUUCCCGUUCCAAAGAUCGCAGAGAUAGAAAACGGAGUAGUUCGCCGAAAAAAAGUCGUAGUUCCAGGAGAAGAAAACCAUCUUUAUACUGGGAUGUACCACCGCCUGGUUUUGAACAUAUUACUCCUUUACAAUAUAAGGCUAUGCAAGCUGCUGGUCAAAUACCUGCAAACAUUGUAGCGGAUACACCACAGGCAGCUGUACCUGUAGUUGGUAGCACUAUUACUCGCCAAGCAAGAAGACUUUAUGUAGGGAACAUUCCAUUUGGUGUCACCGAGGAGGAAAUGAUGGAGUUCUUUAAUCAACAAAUGCACCUCUCUGGACUUGCACAAGCCGCUGGAAAUCCAGUAUUGGCGUGUCAAAUUAAUUUAGACAAAAAUUUCGCAUUUUUGGAGUUCCGAUCAAUCGACGAAACAACGCAGGCUAUGGCGUUCGAUGGCAUAAAUUUCAAAGGACAAAGCCUGAAAAUAAGGAGGCCACAUGAUUAUCAACCGAUGCCGGGAAUGACCGAUAAUCCAAGCAUGAACGUGCCAGGUACGGUUCCUGAUUCACCGCACAAGAUCUUCAUUGGUGGUUUACCAAAUUAUUUGAACGAGGAACAGGUGAAAGAGCUAUUGAUGAGCUUCGGACAGCUGAGGGCAUUCAAUUUAGUAAAGGACUCCGCGACUGGUCUCUCUAAAGGAUAUGCGUUCUGUGAAUAUGUAGACGUUUCGAUGACCGAUCAAGCGAUCGCUGGAUUAAAUGGGAUGCAACUGGGUGACAAGAAGUUAAUUGUGCAACGUGCCAGUGUGGGUGCUAAGAAUCCAAUGAUAGGCGCGCAAGCUCCAGUACAAAUUCAAGUGCCUGGUUUGUCGAUGGUUGGCACGAGUGGACCUGCGACCGAAGUGCUUUGUUUGCUCAAUAUGGUCACGCCAGAGGAAUUAAUGGAGGAAGAGGAGUAUGAGGAUAUUCUCGAGGAUAUUAAAGAAGAAUGUAACAAAUACGGCGUAGUGCGAUCCGUAGAGAUUCCUAGACCCAUCGAGGGUGUCGAUGUUCCUGGAUGUGGCAAGGUAUUCGUAGAGUUCAAUAGCGUGAUUGAUUGUCAAAAGGCGCAACAGACUCUCACGGGACGAAAGUUUAAUAAUCGUGUUGUAGUUACAUCAUACUUUGAUCCUGAUAAGUAUCAUCGUAGAGAAUUCUAAGACAUCUCUUUUCAUAUCGUUUAAUAAUGAUAUAUAUUAUGCAAUGUAUAUGUGAAUUCGAAUAAUCUAAACAUAUUUCAAGAGAAUUAUACAUUUACCAAUGAUUAACCGACGAUAAAACGGUAAGAAAUUACCGCCUUCGACAAGCGAUUAGAAUUGUAUAUCAUCAACGCGUAAUUGUGCGACCAAACGUAUUUCCUUCGCGCUUUAAAAAUACGAUAUGAACAUAUGUAUUAAUAAUAAAUACAUUUGGUCAUUGAUAUAAAAU
This is a messenger RNA of Pogonomyrmex barbatus (red harvester ant), 1693 nucleotides long. It is a transcript of the gene U2af50, whose product is annotated as U2 small nuclear riboprotein auxiliary factor 50. NCBI's taxonomy places the organism in Eukaryota, Metazoa, Arthropoda, Insecta, Hymenoptera, Formicidae. The record is from RefSeq and is a predicted model, not a curated record. Gene Ontology annotation, molecular function: RNA binding. Gene Ontology annotation, biological process: mRNA processing. Gene Ontology annotation, cellular component: nucleus.